AUGGAUCCCAUAACGAAAGACAUCAAAGACGCCGACGUCUACAAUGUCAUCACUGACAUUAUGGACGUGGUCCAUUUUGCAGCGGCUACACCAGUAAAGGCAUUGCGCGGCGCCCGUUCCAAACCCGGCGUAGAGCUCGAGAACUCGAAAAGUUCACUGCAAGAGUCUAUGCAUAGGCUAAUCAACAGUCCGCAUGAGCAACCACAGGCACAGCCUCAGCUACAGCUCAGUGGCAAAGCUGUAAGCGCGCUGCGCACCCUUUACACGGCAGUGCAGAGGAGGAAGGACUGUAUUCCAGAGGAAAGUGAGGCGGCUGGAAAGGAGCUCGAAGCCGCAUUGCUACAUGCAGUGAUGGCCUUGGAUCCAUCGCGUAAUUUCCCUGAAGAAGAGGUCAAUGAGAAUCCGGAUGACAAGCAGGGUAGGGAAAUGCUCAGUACACACAUGCAGUACAAGACAACUGACGCGCCCAUUAUAGCUGAUACUUCUGUGCGUACAACUCGCAAAAGUAAACGCCUGGCUGCGCUACCGGCUAAGAGGUACAACGACGAGGAGGAGGAGGAUGAUAUGGAGGCAUUGGUGGAUCCGGACAAUACCAACAGCCCCGUCAACGACGGAGAGCGAGAGGGAGACGAAGAUGAAGUCAUGCAAUAA
Parastagonospora nodorum SN15 is the source of this 651-nucleotide messenger RNA. RefSeq lists its product as hypothetical. NCBI's taxonomy places the organism in Eukaryota, Fungi, Ascomycota, Dothideomycetes, Pleosporales, Phaeosphaeriaceae. The record is from RefSeq and is a predicted model, not a curated record. The coding region runs from base 1 to 651 and encodes 216 amino acids. The transcript has a single exon.